GACUAUCCAUGCAAAUGAGAGACUGGGGUGCCUAUUACGCUGGUCAGGGACAUGGGCUGAUAAGAUUCUGGCUAGGAACAAGACCAAUGAUUGGAUGCCUCACACCGGAGACUGCGAAAAGUUCAAAUAUGGAUGAUCCACAAGAGGAAACCUUUGUGUUGCAGAUGAUUCUAGAGCGUGAAAAAUGGCGUUUACGGCGAAAAAUUCUGACUCCUUCCUUUCACUUCAAAGUUCUCAACGAUUUUAUCUCAAUUUAUGACAGCCAGGCAAAGGUGCGUGAAAAGUGGCGCUUACGGCGAAAAAUUCUGACACCUUCCUUUCACUUCAAAGUUCUCAACGAUUUUAUCUCAAUUUAUGACAGCCAGGCGAAGAAAUUCGUCAGUCAACUGGAACAAUUUGCUGCAAGCGAAGAGGAAUUCAAUAUCUUUCCUUAUGUCAAACGAUGCGCUUUAGAUAUCAUAUGCGAAACAGCAAUGGGAUGUCAUGUGUCAUCUCAAGAGGACCAUGAUCAUCCUUAUGUGUACUCGGUACAAAGGAUGAAUGAGCUUGCUUUCCUUCACGAACGAAUGCCUUGGAUGUGGAUUCCAGCGAUAUGGUAGGU
This is a messenger RNA of Strongylus vulgaris, 601 nucleotides long. NCBI's taxonomy places the organism in Eukaryota, Metazoa, Nematoda, Chromadorea, Rhabditida, Strongylidae. The record is from the annotation of a GenBank genome assembly.